CCUCUGCGAACACUAUUUAUAGCCCCUCUGUAUCUCAGCAGCUGUCCCUUCCUCUAUCUCCGCGCCCAGCUCCUCUCACGUUACGGCCCUCCACUCCUCGGACUACAGUGUCAGCGGGCUGUGCUACCCUCUCCCUCUCCCUCACAGAGCCCUUUGCAGACCCAGGUCACUAACCCUGCCUCGAGCCCCCGGUCGCACCGCUCUGGUGGCGGAGUGAAGAUUGGAAGGUUAACCAGCAGAGAAGGUAAUGGGCGCGUGGCUUAUGGCGGACGGUGUGUGUGCGUGGUGAGGGAGAGGUGUGAUCCGCUCAGGGUCUGCAUGCUCUGCUUAGCACUUCCAUUUGGGCUCUGAUGGCCUCUGAGAAAUGGCCUCCUCCUUCUGCUGCUGAAACUAUUUAUAGGAGGGGGCUCUAAUGAAAGCAGGGCCAGACACAGUGAAGCAGUUUGCUGUGCUCCGUCUCCCUCAGUGAGUAAAAGGGCUUUUAGUUUUGUCUAAACUGUUAUUGAAAUGUUGUAAUACGUUUGUCUAGUUACUAAGUAGCUGUACGCCAAAUAUUAUUUGAUGCCUUUGUCAAUUGACCAUUAUUCUUGGUGGCUUUAAUGGAUUUUGCGCACACAUUAAGUGUGUCCAGGCCCACAUAUAUUAAAUACUGAGUACAGACAUUCAGUCCUGUCUCUUGUUGUGUGAAAAGCUGUAGUUAAACAAUCAAUUUCAUGUGUUCUGUCCUCAGGGCCGCUUGGUCCCACCGCCCUGUUGUGUGCAGGAAACAAGCUCACAAUUUCCCACCGCUCACCCCUAAGUUGCCGUUCUUGAACGCUACUCGCGAUACAUCGUCCUCUUCUCGGCUGUCUUUUUAUAAUUAUUUUCUGUUUCAUUUAUUUUACACUCCAUCCAGCUUGUUCCAUGACUUCUGGCCCGUGACCAUGGCGUACAAAUCCCGCUUUUCAUUCUGGGAGAAAAAGGUUAAAGUUGAGAACAAACCAGAUUCUGAUGGAGACAGCAGUCAGCCUCAGGCAGCUGCUAAAUCUGGGUUAGACCCAGGAAGCGGCGCACAGUCAGCGGUGUCGUCGGCUGAAGAGUCAAACCGCAACGCUGCCAUGGGCGGCUCGGACAGUCCGGGGGAGGAGCAGAGCUCAAGCGGCAAAAAGGUGGUGAGGGUUGUGAGGAGAGUUGUCAGGAACGAGGUUCCCGCUCUGCCGGUUGAACAGAACCUCCCCGCCGCCUCGGCGGCUGCAAAGGCCGCCUCGGCGGCAGACUCCCAGUACCUCAGAACCGGCACAGCGGCUCGGCAGGACAAGGACGACAUCUCCAUGGGUCUGACUAGCCUGAUGGGCAGAGGCAAAACCAAGGAGCACCGGCCUCGCACCCGCACCCAGGAACGCAAAGAGGACACGAAAAAGGAGGCGAUGGAGGAGGAGGAGGGGAAAGGAGAGGUGGAGCAAGAGGAUGAAAAAGCUGCCGUGGAAAAAAACGAGGUUGUCACAUCUGUGCUCACUGCUGGGGAACCAAACCCGGCACCGCCCAAAUUCAACCCCCUCACCCCUCCGGCUGGAUUCAUCCCCGCUCCCAAACACGACCCACUGGCCCCGCCUGCCGGUUUCAUCCCGCUCCCCAAGCAGAACCUGAUGACACCUCCACCUGGCUUCAUCCCUGCCAGAAAAUCCAGUGCGGGGUCCACGCAGCAGAAUCCCCUUGCGAGACCCCCGGGAUUCAUCCCCGUCCAAAGAACGGACCCCCUGGCUCCUCCUGCAGGGUUCAUCCCGAAACCCCGUCUGGUUGCUGUAAGGAAGCCUGAGGGAAAGGAGACACCUUGUCCCCCUGCGGCCCCCGACGGUAAGCCGCCCCCCGUUGCUCUGCCCCCGGCUCAGUCUGCGCCGAAUGAACAGGCGUGUGUUCAUCUAGCUGCGAAGGUCCCGGAGCUGGUGCCUUCUGAGGAGGACUACAAGCGCAUGAGGAGGAUCUUCGCCACCAGUGUCAAUGAUGUAACUUGUCUCUUUGUGACUUUGCUUUACCAAGACUUGCCCUGCUACCAGCCUGUCGACUUCCUAGCUCCCCCAGAUAAAGGGAGAUGUGCUAAAAGGACACGGUCCACGGAGGAGGGGGUGGGGGGAGGGUCUCUGUUGCAAGUUAUUGGAUGACUUAAAGGAUGGUAAAGGCCUUUUUGGUAGCAUGACCUGAACUUAAUGUUCAAUGGAUGUUGAUGGUAAUAUACUGGAAGUAGGACGCUAUGUGGAGGCUAUGUGGACUAAAUCUUCCAUAUUGAUAUAGGUAACUUUUUUUAAACUGUAUAUAAAUCAUAAUAAACAAUAUUUUUUUCAGGUUACAAAAAAAUAUCAACAUUAAAUAACCAGAUGAGCUUCCAGGGGGGCCUCUUGUUGUAUUGAGGCUCUCAACAGGAAGUAUUUUUUUGUCACUUUCAAUUUUGGAUCAAUACAUGCUAUCGUAAAGGGUAUUCCGUGUGAUUGAUAGCUAACACUUUUGUGUCAGAAUCAGGUUUAAACACUUUAAUUGUACAGCUGUAGCUGUGUUUCUCCUGUCAUUCAUUCUGAGGUGUUAACUGCUUUGUUAUCAGUUCCAGAAGUGCACAUGUGUGCUCUCUGACUUCUUACCGUGCCCAUUGCUAUUAUUGUGGCAGUGUCCGGUUAUUUCUUCUCUCAAAGUCCAGAGCUCUUUCUGAAAGGCC
Molecule: messenger RNA, 2683 nt
Organism: Gasterosteus aculeatus aculeatus (three-spined stickleback)
Lineage: Eukaryota; Metazoa; Chordata; Actinopteri; Perciformes; Gasterosteidae
Source: RefSeq, a predicted model, not a curated record